AUAUGGCGGCGUCACCAAGCGCCGUGCACCGCUUCACUUUGCCUUUUGCUCAUGGCUCUCUUUUCGCCCCUCACUGUCGGCCGCCUCUCGCUGCAACACCGCGUCGUGCUCGCGCCCUUGACGCGGUACCGCGCGGCCGCCCACGACGGCGACGACGAGAGCGUCCCGACGCCCAUCAUGGCCACAUACUACGCGCAGCGCACGUCGCCGGGCGGUCUCCUCAUCUCGGAGGCGACGCCCAUCUGCCCGGAAGGUCGGCCCAACAUUGCCGCACCGGGUAUCUACUCGGCCCGACACGUGGCUGCGUGGCGGCCCAUCACGGACGCGGUGCAUGCCAACGGCGGCUUCAUCUUUCUUCAAAUGUGGCACGUCGGCGGCUCGUCGCAUCCGGUCUUUGACAAGAAAGGGCGUGCGCCACCGUCGUCGGCGGCGGUGCAAUUUGCGGGACCGCCCGUCAACACGCCGAGCGGCCCGCAGCCGCGCGUGGUCUCGCGCAUGCUCUCGACGGACGAAGUGCAAGAGCUCAUUUCGUUCUACGUGCGGGCGGCGACGCUUAGCAUUGAAGCGGGGUUUGAUGGCGUCGAGAUCCACGGCGCCAACGGCUACAUCCUCGAGCAGUUUCUCAACGACACGCUCAACAGCCAGCGCAGCGAUCAGUACGGCGGGUCGCUCGAGAAGCGGAUUCGCCUCACGGUGGAAGUCACCAAGGCCGUGGCCGAUGCAAUCGGCGCCGACCGCGUCGGUAUCCGCCUCAGCCCCUUCUCGGCCAUUAACGGCGCGUACAACUCGGACCCGAUCGGAACGUACUCGGCGCUCCUUGAGCAGCUCAACCCGCUCGGCCUUGCGUACGUGCACCUUGUCGAGCCGCGCAUUGCCGGUGGCUGGGACGCCGAAGUGCUCCCGGACCCGUCGCUCAUCAACCUCAAGCCGUUCCGGUCCGUGUACAAGGGCGUUCUCAUCGUCGCCGGUGGGUACGUUGGCGAGACAGCCGAAGCGGUCGUCGCCGAGGGCCAAGCGGACGCUGUGGCGUUUGGCCGUCAUUUCAUCUCCAACCCGGAUCUGCCGUACCGUCUCCAGCACAAGAAGCCGCUGACGCCGUACAACCGCGCGACGUUCUACACCAAGGACCACGUCGGCUACACCGACUACAAGACGUGGCUCGAGGAAGAAGCUGAGAAGACGAAGUCGGCGUAAAGCCCGCGUGUCAUUCGCAUGUGCGUUUUGUCCAGGCGAUUAAGGGCCUCGGAUUUAUUAACGUUGUGGAUGGAUCGUCGCUCGUUAUGUAGACUUUAUGUU
Saprolegnia parasitica CBS 223.65 is the source of this 1296-nucleotide messenger RNA. RefSeq lists its product as hypothetical. The transcript is spliced from 3 exons. The record is from RefSeq and is a predicted model, not a curated record. Gene Ontology annotation, molecular function: oxidoreductase activity; FMN binding. Lineage: Eukaryota; Oomycota; Saprolegniomycetes; Saprolegniales; Saprolegniaceae. Bases 52 to 1194 code for a protein of 380 amino acids.